CACGGUCAAAUUCAAACAUGGCGUCCGCUUUGAUCAAGGAGAUCAGUGACGACUUCCUGACGUGUCAGAUCUGUCUGGAGACCUUCAGGAGGCCGAAGAUUCUCGACUGUGUGCACUCCUUCUGCGAGGAAUGUCUGAAGGAGUACUUGAAGGAAGGUGAGACAGUGGUAAAGUGCCCUACCUGUCAGCGUGACACAGCGAUGAAACAAGAUGGCGGCGUCUCAGGACUAAAGGACAAUUUUUUCAUUCUCAACCUAGUGGAGACGAUCGGGGCGCGAAAGAAAGUCCAGCACUCCGUGGAUAGGCUACCAUGUGACAGCUGUGGCGGCACGGAAGCUGUCGUAUCAAGGUGUUUAACGUGUAACGACUUUCUCUGUGAAUCGUGCGUGGCUAUCCACAGGACUCUGAGGGUGUUCAAAGGUCACCUUGUCGUGACGCUUGACGAACUGCGGACAGGAAAAUAUGACGGACAAACGGAGAAGAUCGAGCCGACUUGUGGCACCCACGCCGGGGAAAAGAUGCGGUUCUACUGUAGAACAGACGGCGUGCCAGUAUGUCGUGACUGCAUCGUCCUAGACCACCCCAAACCCGAACACAACGUUGUGAAUCUCACAGAAGUAGGGAACGAACUGAGAUCCUCCUGCCAGGCCAUGGUCACAGAACUACAACAAGCUUUGGGCAGCACCGAAUAUGCAAUACAGGCUGUAGAUAAAUCAAUCGUGGACAUCCAAGCUAGAAGCGAAAAAGCUGCACAGCUUGUUGACGAGCAGGUCAGCCAUCUUGUCACGUUUCUUAAGAAACUUGGGGAGACAUGCAAGGAAAAGGUUGAGGCUAUGUGUAGGCAGGAGGAGAAGCAGCAGUAUGCAGAGAAGGAGAGGCUUGAGUUGAAGAAGGUGCGACUGUCCAGCACACAGGAGUUACUCCAAACUCUCCUGUCCCGCGGCACAGAUAUUGAGGUGGCGACUGCAUUCAGACAAAUCAGGCAGUGCCGGGAUGAACUUUGUACAGAUCCAGAGAGCACUGUAGAACAAGUACUGUAUACAACUAGCAAAAAAGUCGUAGAUCGCGGUAUACUUCAGGGCAUAGAGGAAUGGAAAACCCUACUCGCCAUGUCAGGUACGUUUUCAAAGUAAUACAUGUAGCCAGCGAUAUAAGUACGCAACAUUCAAAAUCUAAGUAAUUUACUAAUAACAUCUAAACGAGAGUUCCACGACCUCAUACC
Molecule: messenger RNA, 1222 nt
Organism: Branchiostoma belcheri (Belcher's lancelet)
Lineage: Eukaryota; Metazoa; Chordata; Leptocardii; Amphioxiformes; Branchiostomatidae
Product: E3 ubiquitin-protein ligase TRIM56-like
Exons: 1
Coding region: 18-1133 (371 amino acids)
Biological process (GO): positive regulation of DNA-templated transcription
Cellular component (GO): chromatin; nucleoplasm
Molecular function (GO): zinc ion binding; ubiquitin-protein transferase activity
Source: RefSeq, a predicted model, not a curated record